UAUCCUCGGAAGUUAGAACUCUGUCCCCUCACUCUCUACUCUACCUCUCCAUCAAUCUUUUCUCCAUUUUCUUGUUCUGAAGCUUUUUUGUCAGUAGUUCAGAAUUCUAACUCAGUUCUCUACAAAGUACACCAUUAGAGCUCUUGUUUUGAUCGAGAAUGACAGACAGAUUCGUAUAGUUUGAAUCUUUGACUAAGUUCAACAACUCUAGUGUCACAAUAUAUACUUUGCCCUAUUUCCUUUUUGUUCAUUUUUGCAGUAACCGUUGUACUGAUCAAGAAGCCUAAGAAGACAACAUAGCAUAAGCAAUUCGAAUGGCAGAUUCGGACAAUGAAUCAGGAGGGCAGAGAGAGAGCGAGAGUUCACUAAGAGAGCAAGACAGGUUCCUUCCAAUAGCAAAUGUGAGCAGAAUCAUGAAGAAAGCUCUACCAGCAAACGCGAAAAUAUCAAAGGACGCUAAAGAGAUAGUUCAAGAAUGUGUUUCUGAAUUCAUCAGUUUCAUUACUGGGGAAGCAUCAGAUAAGUGCCAGCGUGAGAAGAGGAAGACUAUCAACGGUGAUGAUUUGUUGUGGGCGAUGACAACACUUGGUUUUGAAGAAUACAUUGAGCCACUUAAGAUUUAUCUGCAGAGGUUCAGGGACUUGGAAGGACAAAAGAGCACCAUGGUUGGAAUACAAGACAAAGAGAAUGGUGGAACAGUGAAUAUGGGUAGUUAUGUUGAGGACUAUGGCAUGAUUAUGAUGGGUCAGCAUCAUCAAAGACACGUGUAAGGUACCGGAGUAUACAAUCAGACGGCUGGAAAUGAUGCAGGGUCUCGAUUUCCGAUGUUGGGAGGCCAAGGUAGCGCUACAGGCUACAACUAUUGAAGCCCGUGAUCAUACUUACUUUUGUUCUACAAAUAUGUGUGUACAUUUUACAAUUUGGUGUAAACAUGGUAGCAAACAGAUUAUAAAUGCCUACAUCAUAGUUUCUGUCAGUUGACUUGUAAGUAACCUGAUUGUGUAACAUUCCUCCUGUGUCAAACCUAAAAGCUCUUCAUCAAAUAUGUAUAUAGGUUAAGUGUCCA
Messenger RNA from Nicotiana tabacum (common tobacco), 1066 nucleotides. RefSeq names its product nuclear transcription factor Y subunit B-3-like. Gene Ontology annotation, biological process: regulation of transcription by RNA polymerase II. Lineage: Eukaryota; Viridiplantae; Streptophyta; Magnoliopsida; Solanales; Solanaceae. Gene Ontology annotation, molecular function: RNA polymerase II cis-regulatory region sequence-specific DNA binding; protein heterodimerization activity; DNA-binding transcription activator activity, RNA polymerase II-specific. The record is from RefSeq and is a predicted model, not a curated record. Gene Ontology annotation, cellular component: nucleus; CCAAT-binding factor complex.